Molecule: messenger RNA, 590 nt
Organism: Mizuhopecten yessoensis (Yesso scallop)
Lineage: Eukaryota; Metazoa; Mollusca; Bivalvia; Pectinida; Pectinidae
Product: four-domain proteases inhibitor-like
Exons: 4
Coding region: 59-388 (109 amino acids)
Molecular function (GO): protein binding
Source: RefSeq, a predicted model, not a curated record
UCCCAAGUGAUCUGAAGACCACCAGUACAGGUAUUAUCCCGACACACUAAUCCUCAUCAUGAAGCUGACAUUGGUUUUCUUUGCCGUCUGCGUUUCUGUCGCCCUGACAGCGAUUAUCGAAGAAGAAGAGAAGCCUGCAUGUGCAUGCACAAUGGACCACACUCCUGUAUGUGGUGCUGACGGUAAAACUUAUGGAAACGAUUGCAUGAGAAAGUGCAACGAUGUCCGCCUGCUCCACAGUGGAAAGUGUGAAAACGACCUGUGUGUCUGUACCAUGGACUACGAGCCUGUCUGUGGUGAUGAUGGAGUAACCUACACUAACGACUGCAGCAGAGAAUGCGCGGGGUCCAAUAAUGCUCACGAUGGUAUCUGCGAUGAUUCCAAAUAGCGGACCUCUGUGACGAAGAAAGCCUGACUCCCGCAUGAUUAACACAACGAAAUCACAAGCAUACGUGUCCAUUGCUUUAUCCAGCCUGACUUUUGGCAGAUGUAUUCACAUACGAUUAUUAUCAAUCAUACAUUCAAUUUAAUGUUAUAAUUCACACAGUAAAUCAGGAUUUAUUAAUUAAAGUUAAAAUGAUUGGAACAAA